Molecule: messenger RNA, 2243 nt
Organism: Haliotis rubra (blacklip abalone)
Lineage: Eukaryota; Metazoa; Mollusca; Gastropoda; Lepetellida; Haliotidae
Exons: 5
Coding region: 121-918 (265 amino acids)
Source: RefSeq, a predicted model, not a curated record
CCUGUGAAGCAUUAUGGAAAUGAAUAUAUUUUCUCUAUCUAUGAUUAUGACCUUCAACGAUACUUAUCGGCCUCUUCAUACCAACUUCAAGUUGUUACUGACCACAGUGACACCAGCAUCAUGUUUGAUGACGGUGAUAUCAUAUCAGUGGGUGAACUUGGAGUGUAUCGCAAAGAAUAUGGACAUUUGGAAUCGUUCUACUUCAACACCACAAGACCAGCCAUGGCGACAUUGUGUGCUAAUAAAUACCUUGGCGGUGAUGCUGGGUUAGUUGUAGUGCCCCCUGUGAGCCUCUACUCCAAGUUAACAACGCAAGAAGCCCCAGGUACCAUGCAGAUAUUGACAGACCAAGAAAACAACAAUGUGGACGUUCAACAAACCCAUGACACUGUCUCUACAGUUUUCAUCCCUCCCGUGACAUGGAAGAAUCUGUCAGGUACAAGAUACAAAGUGGGAACAUUGAGAGGUGGAGGAUACACAACAACCAUCCGUUCUAAUUCUACCUUUGCUGUCCUUGGAUACUAUAGAAAGACCCUAUACAACGGAGGAUACAGUUUUAGGACAUAUCGAGAUACAGAAAACUCUGCACCAGAUGAAAUGGGCAACUUAAAUACCAGUGGAAUGUUUCAAGGGGACUCUGCACCAGAUGGAAAUGGAAGCAACUUAAAUUCCAGUGGAAUGUUUCAAGCUGACAGUCCAAACAACGCUGCAGUGAUUGUGGGUGUAGUCUGUGGAAUCGUUAUUGUGGCUCUCCUGGUCGCCUUUGCGGCAUAUGUAUUCUACACCCGGAGGAAGAUGAAGCCAGUUGCAGAACUAGGAGCUGAUGCUCCUUCAAUCUCCAGGAACAUCUACGCGGAGCCUGAUAUUGUCGCUCGAGUCGCACCAGGUGAAGACACGUGCACGGAGACUUACAUUUAACUCCACACCUUGCGACAUCAACAUCAACGACAUUACUGCCAAAUAUGUCAAUUUCGAAUGUUAAUCCAAGUAAACAUGAAUCAGAAGUUUUAAGAAAACAUUUUAAGAGACAUUAUCGUGUCGUAUUGUAAAAUUCGUACAUAUUCGAACACUUUGAAAAUUCAUGUUGUACUUAUUUGUCAGCGUGAUUAUGGUUCAUUAUACCCAAAAUACCUAAAAAUAUCUUAAAUAACCAGCACGUGAACAUUCAGAGAAUAUGUGUAACUGCUGAUGUGUAUACAUAUCAGAAUACAAACCGAUAUGAUUCAUCACAUGCACAACCAAAUGACUGUAGUAUACAGAUGUUAAACCCAGAGAUUUGCUAAACAGAAUCAACUACGUUUUGAGCGAAACAUAAAACAUCGCACAGAAAAUUAGAAUAGCUUUUAUCACUUACAUGUCUGUUAUAUAUGAAUUUGUUUAGACUAAAACACAUCGUUGUUUUCUGAAAAGCUAAAAUACAGGUAGAAUCAUUUACCAUGCCCCUUCUCUGUAUAUCUUCUCUCAGGUGUGGUAGUAUAUAUUGACACAGUUUUCCAAUUCAUUCCAUAGAUUGUACUUGUCAGGGCGUUUGCAUCCUUAUUACAAAUACAUGUGGUGGUUCCUACCUUUAGGGUAAACAUGCUUACCCUUUUAGAGGCAUUGCUUAUCCUCGUAAUCUUUGUAAUUUUUGUAACUGCUAUUUUGCAUUUUCAUACACAAUCGAAUCCAUAACGUCAGAUAACCGAGACUGGUUCUAAUCUAAACUUGACGUUGUGUAUCUAUCUACGUGAAUGAAUAGGGUAAAACGAGAGUAUGUGAGUAGAGAUUUAACUCAUUUGUUUUCUAUUUCUUAUGAAGUUUAUUUGUCGUUUUGUUUUUGUUACAAAUAUAUUGUUUAUUGUUACGUUUAUUAAGUACACAGAUGUAUAUGUGAUUGGAAGUUUCAAAUGUAUGUUAUAUUGUGUUCAAAGUUAACAGAUGAUUGAACAUGCUGUAUUAUUCAAUGUACAUAUGAUAAAUAUGACAAAACGAGAGCAUGCGAGUAGAGUUUUGAUGCAUUUUAGUUUUCUAUUUCUUGUAAACUUUAUUUGUCGUUAUGUUUUUCUUGCAAAUAUAUUGUUUAUUGUUCCUUUUAUUAAGUACACAGAUGCAUAUGUUUCAAAUGUAUUUCAUAUACUGUUCAUAGUUGAUAAAUGAUUGAACAUAUUGUAUUAUUCGGAAUGGUCAAUGUACCUAUGAUUAAGUUUGUCAAUAUCAACAGAUUAUACAGGAGAUUUAUACAGAUCUUUUCUGACUGUACAAAA